AUGGCAACAGAAAUUGAUAUCAUAUCAUCAAAUAUACAGAUUCCAGUUGAUAGUAAAAAACGACGAUUAUGUAUGAUAAUCAAAAUUACUCUGCCCUUAUUAAUUAUUGCAGUAAUUGUGAUUCCAACAACGAUUAUUUUAACACGAAAAACAGAUACAACAACUGAGACUAUGAUGAAUAUGACUGUAUCAUUUAUAACAACAACGUCAGUAUCUUUGAGAACCUUAUCAUCAACUACAACAGUAACGACAUCAAUUACAAAACCAUUUGUAUUACAAACAUUUCAACGAACAAACGAAACCGUCUUUGCUAUAUGGAACACAAUUGCACGUGGCGAUAGUUCACCAUCUUCACCUAACAAGACAAUAAUAGGUGCAUAUUAUCCUGGUGAACCACCUGAAGCUGCAUUAGAUGGUAAUUUAAGUUCAGAAUAUACCAACCAUGGAGUUUGUCUAACAACUGGUUCACCAGAAAACGAAUGCGGAAUACAAACUGGUUUUUAUAUAACAUUCAACAGUGAACCGUUCAUUCUCGUGAAGUUUCGUAUAGCUACAAACAAAUAUUCUGCAUAUCGAGAUCCAUACAAUAUUACAAUUGAAGGUAGCAACAAUAAUGAAUCGGAUUUAAUUUUUGGAAAAAGUUGGACUUUGAUUUAUAAUGGUGAUGCAGGUCUCGCAAAAGAUCCAGAAAGACAAAAGUAUGGUAAUGAACAAACAAUACCCAAUGAUCCAUUGCCGUUUGCAAGCUAUCGUAUUCUCACCACUUCAAAAAGAGGAAAAGAGACUUGUGUCUCUUACUCAGAAUUUGAGAUGAGAGGACGAUUUCCUGAUUGA
Molecule: messenger RNA, 834 nt
Organism: Adineta steineri
Lineage: Eukaryota; Metazoa; Rotifera; Eurotatoria; Adinetida; Adinetidae
Source: the annotation of a GenBank genome assembly